Megalobrama amblycephala (Wuchang bream) is the source of this 4347-nucleotide messenger RNA. RefSeq names its product phospholipase A2, group IVAb (cytosolic, calcium-dependent) (gene pla2g4ab). The coding region runs from base 1772 to 3865 and encodes 697 amino acids. Gene Ontology annotation, cellular component: nucleus; Golgi apparatus; endoplasmic reticulum. The transcript is spliced from 17 exons. Gene Ontology annotation, biological process: glycerophospholipid catabolic process. NCBI's taxonomy places the organism in Eukaryota, Metazoa, Chordata, Actinopteri, Cypriniformes, Xenocyprididae. The record is from RefSeq and is a predicted model, not a curated record. Gene Ontology annotation, molecular function: calcium-dependent phospholipid binding; calcium ion binding.
AGUUUGCUUGUAAAAAUAAAUAAAUUAGAAUCUGAAUUGGCCAUGAAAAAAUACUAAAUACAAUCUGGGCUGUCUUUUUCUAUCAGUUCUUCAAUAGGUAGAUCUUGUCUUUCAUAAAGGUCGAGGUAAAAAGGUUGGUGAACACUGCUCUAAUGUAACCAUCAACGAAACCAUCACUACUUAUUUGUGUGACCUGUUAAUCAACAAAGCAGUAUUUAUAGCCUUGAAGUUUCACAGCCCAUUCUCGACCUAACCACAGGCACUACUCUUCACCAUGAUGAUAACCCUACAAAACUUCAACAGCACAGAAACACAUUUAAAUACCAAAAGAACAGAACAUUAAACAAUAACACAUCUUCCCUUGUAUUAAUCUUGUGCAAAAACAAACAAAAAAUAACACUUAAUUUCAACAUUUAUUCUCCCUUACAGUGUGUGAUGCAAAGCAUGCUGGGACCUUGAAAUCUGCUGCAACUCAGUUUAAUGUUAAAUGGAUUCUUCUGAUAAUGUCUGUAACGUCGGCAGAUGUGACAUGGAUGACGUCACUUUAUAUCACUCAGUACACUUAAAAAUAAUUAAGUAAUAAUUAAGUUUACUCAAAAUGCUGAGCUACACAAAAACAAAACUAAACACCUCGUUCAUAAAAUGUAAUUGUUUUAAGUUGCAUCACUGAUUUAACAGAUUUAAUUGCAGCGUACUUAAUCUUUAUAAGUUAGUAGUACUGUUCGGGUUUACAGUGUUGGACUGCACAAUAUUCUCUCCAUAAUACGAGCAAUUAUGAUGGUGAAUUUAAAGCACAUAUGCUGAUGAUGUUUUUGAUGUAAUUAAUGUCGAAGUCAUUGCAACUUACUGCGUGCUCAGUCAGUACUGAGGAAGUCAGACUUUCACAAUUUCAUCCUGACCACAGACACUAUCUUGGUUGACUGGUUGCACACUUCCCGUUUCUAAUAUGCUAAUUUUCACUUCUUUUCAGUCUGUCUGUAAAGCCUGCCCAAACAGUAUUCCUCUUCUCUUUCAAACAUACACAACAUGCCAAUCAACCUCAUUGUACAUUUUUGUUUAGUCCCCAUUCGCAUCAUGAGGAAUCUUUUUUUUUAUAUUUUGAUGUAAAAUAAUUCUCUUUCAUCCAAAAAAAAAAAAAGAAAUGUAUAUUGAAACUGUAAAAAAACCCAUCCAGAACUCAAGGUAAAACAAUAAAGUGAUUAAAAAACAAGCUAUAUAAUAGAGUGUCAGUAAUUUCACUGUAAAGUAUACCCUGUCAUUGAAGAAUUACUUUUUAAUAUUAUUUAUUUAUAUUGUUUCCUUUUCAGUGCAUAUAGAUGUCCAGUUGCAUUGAAGACUUCCCUGGGAUCAAAGAUCUUGGGAUAACCAGCCUGUUUUGUCUAAUUUGGCUGUGAAACCACCAUGUCAUUCACAGAUCACCACAUCUUUGUUGAACAGCAAAUCUCACACAAAUUCAAAGUGAAAGUGUUGCGGGCUGAAAAUGUCACCAAAGGAGCUCUUGGAGACCUGUCAAACAGCGUUGCAUUACCGCACGCACCCCCUUCUGGAUUGGAGUGUGGAUCGCCUGUGACUGACUGUAUUCGUCGUUUGACUGUGUGCACUGAACCAUGACAGUUCAGGACGAAUACAUGUACUGUUACACCCCUAGUGACUGUACAUUACACAGCAUCAUGCAUUGCUUUCUUCAGUUUGAAGCUACUAAACUUAAAGGAAUGAGACCUGAUUUGGGCACUUCAAAGAAUAAAUCACAAAUGCUCCUAACACAUUAAACAUGCUUGUAGUGGAUACCCCUGACCCAUAUGUGGAGCUGUUCAUCCCCACUUCCCCUGAGAGCAGGAAGAAAACACGCCAUAUAGAUAAUGACAUCAAUCCAGAGUGGAAUGAGACCUUUGAAUUCAUCCUCGACCCCAUCCAAGACAACGUGCUAAAGUUGACAUUAAUGGAUGCUAACUAUGUUGUGGAUGAAAUGUUGGGUACGGCCUCAUAUGACAUCUCUAAACUCAAAGUUGGACAAACAGAACUGGUGUCAUUUCUUAUAGGAAAAAUGACCAAUGUGUACUUAGAGCUUUCCUUGGAAGAGUGCUCAACAAUGGACCUGCGAUUCAAUCUGGAUCUGUGCCCUGAAGAAAAGCUCUACAGACAACAGCGGCGUGAUAGAGUCAUGCUGGGCAUCAAGAAAUUGCUGCACAUGGAGAAACCUUCCUCCCUCCCUUCCUCUCCUCAUGAGGUUCCAGUGAUUGCUGUGCUGGGCUCAGGGGGAGGUUUCAGGGCAAUGGUUGGGUUCUCUGGGGUUAUGAAGGCUUUGUAUGAGUCUGGAGUUCUGGACUGCGUCACAUAUGUUGCUGGACUCUCUGGAUCCACCUGGUACAUGUCCACUUUGUAUUCCCACCCAGAGUUCCCCACUAAGGGCCCAGAGCAGAUCAACCAGGAGCUGAUGAAGCGUGUGAGCAGUAACCCUCUCCGACUACUCCAUCCCAAACACAUCACUAACUACGUACAUGCCUUGUGGAGCAAGAAGGCCACAGGGCAGCCUGUUACCUUCACAGAUAUCUUUGGGAUGCUAAUAGGCGAGACGCUCAUUCCUGCUAGGAUGGACACCAAGUUGAGUGCGUUGCAGGAAAAGAUAAAUGAAGCUCAGGCUCCUCUGCCCUUGUUCACCUGCCUGCAUGUAAAACCAGAUGUCUCUGAGCUUAAGUUUGCAGACUGGGUGGAGUUCAGUCCGUAUGAAAUCGGAAUGGCCAAAUAUGGAACCUUCAUGACCCCUGACCUUUUUGGAAGCAAGUUCUUCAGAGGAAAUGUGGUCAAGAAGCACGAAGAAAACCCUCUUCACUUCCUUAUGGGUGUGUGGGGCAGUGCCUUCUCCAUCCUGUUCAACAGAAUUCUGGGAUUGAACGAUACGACGAAAGGCAGCACCAUGGAGGAAGAACUAGAACAGAUCAAACCGGAACACAUUGUGGGAGAGGACAGUCUAGAUAAUGAUGAUGAUCCACAUAAAGAGGACGAGUAUCAGGCCAGCUGGAUGCAGCGCAUGGUUAGCUCUCUCUUCAGUGACUCAGUUCUUUUUAAAACGCGAGAAGGCCGAGCAGGAAAAGUACACAACUUCAUGCUGGGCUUAAACCUCAACAACGACGUGCCACUUUCUUCUUUCUAUGAGACCGUCACUCCCACAGAAGAUGAGGUUGAUGCGGUCACAGACCCAUUUGAGUUUGACCGUAUCUACGAGCCAUUAGACGUAAAGAGCAAGAAGAUCCAUGUGGUGGACAGUGGCUUGACCUUUAACCUCCCUUAUCCUCUGAUUCUAAGGCCUCAGAGAGGUGUUGACCUCAUCAUCUCCUUUGACUUUUCUGCCCGACCGAGUGACUCAAGCCCUCCAUUUAAGGAACUUCUGCUAGCUGAGAAAUGGGCACGAAUGAACCAACUACCAUUUCCCAAGAUCGACCCAAAAGUGUUUGACCGGGAAGGUCUGAAGGAGUGUUAUGUGUUUAAGCCCAAAAAAGAAGAAAGGAACUGCCCUACUGUCAUCCAUUUCGUCCUGGUCAAUAUCGAAUUCAGGACAUUUAAAGCCCCAGGUGUUCCACGUGAGACGGACAAAGAGAGAGAAUUUGCAGACUUUGACAUCUUUGAUGACCCAGAGACGCCCUACUCCACCUUCAACUUUCAGUAUUCCAAUCAAGCCUUCAGCCAGCUGCAUGAUCUUAUGGAAUUUAACACGCUUAACAACAUAGAGGUCAUCAAAGAAGGCAUAAAGGACAGUAUCUUGUAUAGGAAGGAGAUUCCAUCUCGCUGCGCUGUCUCUCUUUCUCUCAGUGAUAUACAAAACAAAAAACUCUUGAAGAGGGAGUCCAAAGGACAAGCAAGCCAAUAAGAAGGCGGUAUAUGAUGGCAUUCUAGCCACAGCAAGUUUACAGAUGUCACAUCUCAUCAUGGAAACUUUUUUUACCUGAAAAAUGACUCAAAAGACUGUGAAACUAGAUGGUCUGGUUUGGUCCCCAGAACAUUUUUCCAUGUAGCCUUUUAAAGAUAAAGAGAGAACUGGUGGCUUGCACCAUAAAAACAGCAUUUACAAUGUAACUGUUGUCAUUACGUUGUGCGGGUGUAGCAAUUCCAGAAAGUGUGGUGUGAAGUGCCAGAGUAGAUGUAAACAGAUAAACUACUUCUUUCAAUAAUAGGUGCUGAGAGAUUUACUUUUCGAAGACUUAAAAAGGUAUAUCCCCCCUUCCGUCAUCAUCACGUGAUUACAUUCUGUAUGUUAAUUGUCUUCUGCAGAACAUAAAAGACAUUUAGGGGCUAAAUAAUGUUUAACUUUCAAUGUAUAGACAAAUAAAAACAAUGAAACAUUUUUCUAAA